This is a messenger RNA of Cryptosporidium muris RN66, 2694 nucleotides long. RefSeq lists its product as uncharacterized. NCBI's taxonomy places the organism in Eukaryota, Apicomplexa, Conoidasida, Eucoccidiorida, Cryptosporidiidae. Bases 1 to 2694 code for a protein of 897 amino acids. Gene Ontology annotation, molecular function: GTPase activity; microtubule binding. The transcript has a single exon. Gene Ontology annotation, cellular component: microtubule; membrane; cytoplasm. The record is from RefSeq and is a predicted model, not a curated record.
AUGGAUCUUCCACAAUUAGAUAUAACACAUGAAGAUAUACUGAGAGUCAAAGGCCUGCUAGAUCAAGUACAAAGUAACCAGGAGGCCUCAGCUUCUCUACUUUAUAUUCAGUGUUUUGAAUUUCUAAAAUUGGCGAACUUAUCAGAUCAAAUCCCACGAAUUGUUGUUAUUGGACAACAGAGCAUGGGGAAAACAACAUUACUGGACUCUUUAAUUGGCUAUCCACUGGGCUAUUCUUCAAGUGACAUUGGGACGUGUUGCCCAAUUAUAUUCCAUAUUUAUGCAAAGUCUCCAAGAAGUGCACUAAAUUCACCAAUUUCAUGUCAUACAGAUUCUACAUCGAGCAGUGAUAUAGAUAAAUUGGCACUUAAUGUAGAAACAAUCGAUUGCAUUAUUGAUGAUGAAAUAAUUGAAUUUGAUAGUCUCCCAGAAAUUAUUGCGAAAAAGACAUUGGAAAAAAAUGGAGUGAUAGAUUCAAAUGAAAUUAAUAUUAAAAUAAAAUCAGAAAAAUCUGUAAAUAUGAUCCUAGUAGAUCUACCCGGACUAAAGGAGAAUACAAGAGAAGGAGCAGCACUAACUCAGCAAAUUGUAAGAGAGUAUGUGAAUAAGCAUCCUAAUGAUAUAUAUAUAUUGGUUAAACGAUCUUUAGAUGAUCCUGCUAAUUGGUCAUGGAAACAGAAAGAAUUUAUUCUAAAUGAUCUCGGACUUGGGUGUGAUCAAACUAUCACUGUAGGAACAAAAGGAUUGGAGUAUGCAACAGAAGAGAUAAAGGAAAUAUCAACUGCAGAAGAACUUAUAGAAAGAAUUGAGAAGAGAAAAAUUGGAUAUAAUAACGAUAAAUGGAAUUCAUUACCACUUUAUAUAUUGGAAUUUUUUAGCUUAAGUAAAGAAGAGAGAAGUUUAAAGAAUAUGAAAUUAAGAAGAGAAGCAAUGUAUAGAAAUAUGAAUGAUGGGAAUAUUAAACUUCAGGCUAUUUUGAGUGAACUUUGUAAUAAUACAGAUCCUUUGACAAAGCAAGCUGUUUUUAAUUACUUUUCUUAUGAUCUUUUUCAAAGGGAAAUAAAUUUGAAGUUUGUAAAAAUUUUUCUGAGACAACUAGAUUUGUUGGAAUCUAUGUUUAAAAAGUACUUAAAUUCAAUGCAAGUUAAUGAGAGUACUCACUUUACUAAUGAUAACGUGGCGAAUUUUAGUUUUUUAUGGAAGGAAAAUAUUCAAUUUACUGUAAGAUGCUUUAUUGAAAUUGUAAAUGAGAUAGUCACCGGGAAUUUUAAUAUUUUUGAGUAUGACGGUGACAAAUUUUUGGAGGAAUAUGGUGGUAAACUAUGGGAUAAUUUAAAGGAUGGUUCUGACAUGGCAUCCAAAUUGUUUCAUAAUUCAUAUAAGAUUUCCUUUUUAAAAGAAUUAGAUUCAGAUUUGAGGGGACGUGAGUGUUGGGUAAGACAUAAAAAGUCUUCAAAUAUACUUGGUAGAACUUUCAUUAUAAGUGAUCCUCGAUUUAGCAGUAAAAAGGAGACUUUUGAUGUAGAAUUUUUAUACCAAAAAAAGAGUGGAGAAAUUAGUUUCCACAAAAAAAACAUACCAAAUGAGCAACUAAUCCCUCUAAGUAAAAUAAAAGCUUCUUUGGCCAAUGUAAAUAAACAGUAUUGGUAUUCUGAUGUUAGGUCAGACAAUUGGAUCGGACUUAAAGAGGUAAAUAUAAAAAAUAUAGAUGAUGAAAUUUUUGUAGUUAUUGAUGGUGCUGAAAAGAUUAUUGAAACAUCAAGUAAUCUAUAUUUAGAUAUUACAUGGAAUGAAGUUUACUCUGGGGACUUUGAUAGUAGGGAAAGAGAUCAGAAUGAUAACAUACAGUAUACAGCUUAUAAGUCACUAUAUAACUUAUUAAUAUUAAAUGAAAUGUCAUUUACUGCAAUUUUUAGAUGGUUUAAAGAUGAACUAUCAGCCAUGAAACCAUAUCAAUGUUUCAGUAAGCAGACACUUUGUCAAAUGCUGAGAAGUGUUUCAAAUGUAAUUGAUAUGACACAAUGGCAGCCAUUGGUUGUUGAUAUUUUACAGCUUAAUAUAUACAAACAAAUAAUUCCACUAAUUAAUCUUGUUAGCUGUAGCUCAGCAGUUGCACUAAAGAGAGUAAUGAUUGCUGCAAUUCAUGUACUAAAGCGAGAAGCAAGAGAUGAUAUUGCAAUGAGUAUGUUAUUUAAAUCACCUAUAUUUGGUAUAGAAUUUGAAACAGCAAUUGAUGAAUAUUGCACAGAAAAAGCAAAAUUGUGCUCCAGUGCAAUGUGUGACUUAAUUUUGGAGCAAACAUAUGCUAUAAACAUUGAUUCAAAUCAAAAUGAGACUCAGUAUCUCAAUUCAGGAAGUAUUUAUGAUUUUGCUGCUAGGAAAUUUGCAGAAUUAACCCAGUUAUUAAUAGCUCCAUUAAAUACAAAGCUUUACUUACACUUUGUUCAUGAUGUAAAGGAAGUGAGGAUUAGGCAUAAUAAAGUGCCUAAUGUAGAACAAUUUUUGUGUCAAAAGUUGUUAUCAAGUACUAAUAGUCAUGAAGAAUUGGAAAAAAAGUUUAACCUUAGCACUAUAGUGAAAGAAAAUAAAGAACAGUACACAAAGCAACAGUUUAUAAGAAAGUAUUGUAGCUGUGCUCUUAAGAUUAUAAAAUUGGUUAAAUUAAAGUUUAAGGAGGAACAAAUAACCCAGUAA